AUGAUGCCUUUUGUUCUUCUGUUUCUGGUGAGCGUCUUGUUCCCUGCCACACAGGCCAAGCAGCUGACGAAGUGUGAGGUCCCCCACGCGCUGAAGGACUUGGAUGGUUAUGGCGGCAUCACUUUGCUCAAAUGGGCCUGUAUCAUAUUUCAUACAAGUGGUUAUGACACACAAACCAUAGUCAAAAGCAAUGGCAGCACCGAGUAUGGACUCUUCCAGAUCAGUAACAACUUUUGGUGUAGAAGUAGCCAGCUCCCUCAGUCCAAGAAUGUCUGUGAGAUCACCUGUGACAAGUUAGUGGAUGAUGACCUCACUGAUGACGUGAAAUGUGUCCAGAAGAUUCUGGAUAUCAAGGGAAUCGACUAUUGGUUGGCCCACAAAGCUCUGUGUUCCGAGAAGCUGGACCAGUGGCGCUGUGAGAAGUUGUAG
Messenger RNA from Perognathus longimembris pacificus (Pacific pocket mouse), 429 nucleotides. RefSeq names its product lactalbumin alpha (gene Lalba). Lineage: Eukaryota; Metazoa; Chordata; Mammalia; Rodentia; Heteromyidae. Gene Ontology annotation, molecular function: calcium ion binding; lactose synthase activity. The record is from RefSeq and is a predicted model, not a curated record. Bases 1 to 429 code for a protein of 142 amino acids. Gene Ontology annotation, biological process: lactose biosynthetic process. The transcript is spliced from 4 exons.